Molecule: messenger RNA, 366 nt
Organism: Strongylus vulgaris
Lineage: Eukaryota; Metazoa; Nematoda; Chromadorea; Rhabditida; Strongylidae
Source: the annotation of a GenBank genome assembly
AUGCAACCUGUGACUGUAGACGCCUUCCAAUAUAGAUGUUACCGGGUUGCGGUCUAUGAUAGUCUUCCGCGUAGCGCAGAACAUUAUUCGGCUGAUUACCGGUCGGGUGGUCGACCUUACGACCAGUUCACUGCCCCCGUCGGUAGAAGCCAUUCAGCAAUGUCGAUUGACGAACGACGCGUGAAACGGUUUUUCCGUGGGGAAAAACGAAAUGCGGAGAAGGCAGUAGAUGCUGCAAAGAAUGGAAUCAGGAGAACGGCAAAUGAUGUGAAAGACGCAUUUCGACCACCUUGGUAUAAACGGAUGUGGAGUGGGUUCUGUUUACCUUUGCCUCCUUCUAUCCUGCCGAAAAUCGAUCUAUCAUAG